Adineta steineri is the source of this 636-nucleotide messenger RNA. The record is from the annotation of a GenBank genome assembly. NCBI's taxonomy places the organism in Eukaryota, Metazoa, Rotifera, Eurotatoria, Adinetida, Adinetidae.
AUGGGAGACUACUCGAAAGCAUCUGUAUUUUGCGAAAAAGCAAUUGAAAUCUGGUCAAAAACGCGUUCUACAAAUCAUCCAUGCUUGGUUACUUCCUACAACAAUAUUGGUUUGGUGUAUGGUAACAAGGGAGAGCACCUGAAAGCACUUUUAUAUCACCAAAAAGCACUGGAAAUUAAAGAAAACACUCUUCCUGCAAAUUAUCCUUCGUUGGCUAUUUCCUACGGUAACAUUGGUUCGGUGUAUUCUAACAUGGGAGACCACUUGAAUGCACUUUCAUUUUACGAAAAAGCACUUGAGAUCGAAGAAAAAACUCUUCCUGUAAAUCAUCCUGAUUUAGCUAUUGCUUACAACAACAUUGGUUUGUUGUAUAAUGAGCUAGGAGAAUACACCAAAGCACUUUCAUCUAACGAAAAAGCACUUGCAAUCGAAGAAAAAAAUCUUCCUGUAAAUCAUCCUGACUUGGCUACUUUUUACAACAACAUUGGUAUACUAUGUUAUAACAUGAAAGAAUAUACGAAAGCACUCUCAUAUUAUGAACGUGGUCUAGACAUUCGCAAAGUUUCAUUGCCACCAAAUCAUCCUGAACUUAAAGCUGUGGAACAGUUGAUUGAAAUUGUAAAAAAGAGAUUAUAA